AUGACCAUCCAACUCCUCCACGAGCGUGCUACACAAGGCUGGAAAUGCCAACAAUGUGGACUUCCCGGAGUUCGUCUAUCCACACGCCCAGGUAGCUCCGGUGUUACCAGUCGAGCAUACUACAAAUGCGUCCCGUGCAAUCGCUCCUUGGGCCUUUGCCCUUGCACCACGCCAGGGGACAUGACGACCUCGACCUGCCCAUGCAGUGACUCGGAGAGCAGCGACGUCGAGUCGCCAGGUCUCGAGGACCAGCCUGCCGGCUUCUCUUUGCUUUCUGUGGAGAAGAAGCAAUCAUUCAACCCACACAACCCGAACUCGGGAUUCGAUGAAGACUGGGAAACAAACUGCAGCCCAGGCUACAUGGUUUCAAGAUUCAAGGCCAGAGGAAGGGAAUUGCUUUUCUAA
Penicillium verhagenii is the source of this 405-nucleotide messenger RNA. RefSeq lists its product as uncharacterized. Bases 1 to 405 code for a protein of 134 amino acids. The record is from RefSeq and is a predicted model, not a curated record. The transcript has a single exon. NCBI's taxonomy places the organism in Eukaryota, Fungi, Ascomycota, Eurotiomycetes, Eurotiales, Aspergillaceae.